Messenger RNA from Cooperia oncophora, 1077 nucleotides. Lineage: Eukaryota; Metazoa; Nematoda; Chromadorea; Rhabditida; Trichostrongylidae. The record is from the annotation of a GenBank genome assembly.
CUGUUCCAGUCUGACGAUGGUGAGGAGUCCUAUGUUGACACCGAUGUGGAUGAAUCGGAUACGAGCAAAGUAACCUUAUCGUAUAAUUCACCUGUCGAUGAUUAUUCGAAGAAUGUAGCGGAGGUAUGGAAGGGUUCUUUGCCAGACCUGAAACAGAAGUCAUUCCCGACUGUCGAGCAUAUCAGAACGCUGAUGCGUUAUGUCUGCGUUCCAGGCUAUGUGAUGAAAACGAAACACACCAGUGAAUGUGCUUCGUGUAGACGCGACUACAAACCACUCUAUCAGGAGUUUGGAGUGUUUCUCUAUCCACAGAAGAGGAGUGAAAUUGGAUUACCUCCGAUGUUUUAUGGGAGUCUGAGUGACGGGACUACAGUUGCAAGAACGUUCCAGCUAUACCUGUACACUUCUCAUAAGUCGGCGAAGAAGGGCCAUGACGAUAAAAACAACAAUCAACGUCCUUUUCUGGGAGAUGUAGCCUUGCUUGAGAUGGUGGAUCCUACUCUAGUGACAAAAGAAGAUUAUCAUAUACUUCGCCUGAAUGGGUUCGCUCAUGAGAUUGGCGCUAAUGGGACGAUUUACUGGGCUCGCGGCAUUGUUUAUCAAGAAUUUGGCUUUAAGUCAGAAUGUGUUAUCAAAGCUGCAGUGGAAACGAGGCUUGUUGCACGAGAUCCAAAAAGCCGUGACGGCAACAUUGUUUGUUGCACAGAGACGAUAAAGAAGUGGCUGGAUAACAUGGGAUACAGCGAGAAAGGUUUUUCUUUAGUGCUGCUAAUCGGUGAUCUGCACAUCCCUCAUCGGGAGUACAACCUCUCAGCGAAAUUCCGUAAACUACUUGUGCCAAACAAAAUGCAGCAUGUACUCUGUACUGGAAACCUUGUGCACUCAACGCUUUCUCCUGAUGUUCAUGUGGUACGUGGUGAAUUUGAUGAUGAAUCGUUGAAGUAUCCUGACACAAAAGUGGUAACCGUAGGACAAUUCCGCAUUGGUCUCAUUCACGGUCAUCAGAUCAUACCCUGGGGAGAUGAGGCGGUACGUUUGAAUUAUUCGGCAUUAUUUUUUACGAAUUUGUACUUUUAA